UGACGUCAUAAGGCUGCGCCUCCAGCGUCUGAGAUUCUGCUGAAGAAAGGUUUGUUUUACAACAAACAGAACAACAGAAAAGAUAAACUCCUGCUGAAGCUGAGAUCCUCGAGACACUGUUAUAAAGAUGGCUUUUAUUAAAGAGGAGAGUGAAGACAUGAAGAUUGAAGAACCAUUCAAACAUGAAGAUACUGAGGAACAACAAACAAAUAUACUGUUUAUUAAAGAGGAGAGUGAAGAUGUGAAAAUUGAAGAAGAUUUCAGAGUCGAACGUGAAGAUACUGAGGAACAAUCAGACCUGACGGCGCUGAAAGAGAAGAGUCGAGAACUGAAUGAAACCGAAGAAAAAAAUCAGACUGAGAAAUGUCAUGAUGAUAUGGCUGGGGAAAAAUCUUUUAGUUACUCUCAGACUCUUAAUAGAGAAACUACACAGCCUAAAGUCCAGAUGAGAGUUCACACUGAAGAUAGAUCUUCCACCUGUCAACACUGUGGAAAGAGUUUCAGUGGAAAACAAAGCCUUACAAGCCACUUACGAAUCCACAAACACAAACCUUAUACCUGCAAACAGUGUGGGAAGUGUUUCAAACUAAAAAGAUGUGUUAAGACUCACAUGAGAAUUCACACUGGAGACAAUCCUCACACCUGCAAACUGUGUGGGAAGAGUUGCACAUCAAAUGCUCGUCUGAUGUCUCACAUGAUCGUUCACACUGGAGAGAAGCCUCACACCUGCAAACUGUGUGGGAAGGGAUUCACAGAAAAUAGCCAUCUGAUGAUUCACAUGAGAGUUCACACCGGAGAGAAGCCUCACACCUGCGAACUGUGUGGAAAGAGUUUCAAACGGAAAAUAAGCCUUAAGCAUCACAUGAAUAUUCACUCAAGAGAGAAAUAUUUUAGAUGUCAUGUGUGUGAAACAAGUUUUGCUGACAGGAGUCACCUUAAGAAUCAUGUACAAAAUCACAUUGGGGAGAGGCCUGGCAUGUGCCAUCACUGUGGAAAAAGUUUCACAAUCAAAAAAUAUCUUCAGUCUCACAUAAAAAUUCACACUGGAGAGAAGCCUUUCACCUGCCCUCAGUGUGGAAAGAGCUUCAUGUUUAAAGGAAAACUUAAGGUGCACAUAAAAAUUCACACUGGAGAGAGGCCUUACAAGUGUCCUCAGUGUGAAAAGAGCUUCACAGUUAAAGGAAGCCUUAAGGAACACAUUAGACUUCACACUGGAGAGAAGCCUUACAAGUGUCUUCAGUGUGACAUCAGUUUCACAUAUAACAAAAGCCUGAAACAGCAUUUGCAAACUCAUUCUGGAAAGAAUUCCUCGUUUCCCAUGUGACAAAAGGUUUAGAAAUAAUGCAUUCACUCUGGAGAAAGACAGUUCAAUUGUGAUUGGUGUAAUAAAAACAGCAGACUUACAAAUAUAUGAAAAGUCAUUUAAAUGUGACCCUGUUUGUGUUCUUUGUAAAAUAAAAUAAAAAGUACCCUUACGUUCCAAUGGCCAUGUCUCUUUUCAAACAUAAUACUAGUAGGCCUAUUUAAGUGUCUUUCUAUGGAAGUAUUAUUUUAUGUAACAUAUCACAAUAGACAAAUAAUAUUGUCUCUUCAUUUUAACUGGACUAUAAUAUAUCCAAUCAUGUCUGACAACUUGACUGUUUUCUGAAAUUAUGAUGUAUAAAUUUGAAGGUGUUUUGGAGAUCACCGAUUUCUUUGAAAACCGAUCUGUUGAACCAUUUACACCGAUUUGAAACUACACAAUCUAAAAUAAUUUGUUGUCUUGUGCCUUCCUCAGGUGGACAACAUUAGUGUAACGUCCUUCAUCUCUUAUUUCUAUUGAUAUAAAUUGCUGACAUUUUAUAAAUUGUUGUAAGCAGCAAUCAGGGCAUCAGAAAUUCAUGAAGGUUGGCAUGAGUACACUUGAAAGCAGCAAUAUGUAGGCUACUGCAAUAAAAAGAGGCAACCUUUUAUUUUAACUGAACAACAAUUUAUAAAGUUAUGUCAUG
This is a messenger RNA of Sinocyclocheilus grahami, 1988 nucleotides long. Its product is annotated as zinc finger protein 501-like. The coding region runs from base 128 to 1324 and encodes 398 amino acids. Gene Ontology annotation, molecular function: RNA polymerase II cis-regulatory region sequence-specific DNA binding; DNA-binding transcription factor activity, RNA polymerase II-specific. Gene Ontology annotation, biological process: regulation of transcription by RNA polymerase II. The transcript has 3 exons. The record is from RefSeq and is a predicted model, not a curated record. Lineage: Eukaryota; Metazoa; Chordata; Actinopteri; Cypriniformes; Cyprinidae.